AUUUCUCUCUGUGACUCCUCACUUCCCUAUCUGCUCUCUCUCUCCAACAUGAGCUCGAUCGAAAACGCUUCGAAGAAGCCAUCUAUGGCCUCUGCUUCUUCAAACCCAGAAACACUUUUCUCUACCAAGACCCCUGACAAGACGGCGACUCUCUCAACCAGACCUCGUGACUGCGACAAACCCGUUAGGAGACAGAUCUUGACUUCGCCUAGAAAACCUGAAACGACCGUGAAAUUACCCGAAAGGUUUGAGAUUCUGGAUGAAUGCUUUAAUGGGUUGGUCACUGCGAUUAGGUUGCUGAAGCUAAAGGGCUCUUUGACUUCGUUUGCUAAUAUAUGUCCCAAGAUUGAGUAUCUUACUAAUCGGAUCUUCUCGUAUGAUCAUUUGGCUCAGAUGAAGCAUAUUUAUCCAGAAGCCACUGAAGUGAAGAGAGUUUUGAAGUGUGAUGAAGUCACUAGUUGUAUGAAACCUACUCUUCACAUUAACUUAAACACCGAUGCAAUUGAACUUGAAGAUACAAGUUGCGGAACUAAGUAUAUGCAGCUUAGGAACGUGUUCUACUCAAAGCUUGUAGAUUUUUACAAAGCUCAUCCUAAGGACGAGUUUCCAAAAGAACUGCUUCCUGAAUCGUUCAAUUUCUCCAAAAAGGAUUCAGACACAAUAAGUGUAGUAGACGUGGGAGCAUUUAAAGUUGAAAAUGAUGGGUUUGAUGUUCAAAUGGAUGAGAUGGAGCAGGAAGAAGAUAAAGUUAACAAAGUGUUUCCAGAUUCUACUUUAUCAGAUGGUACUGAGGAAUGUUUGUUACCAAACACAGAGUCAACCCCAGCCAAAGUUUUGUCCACCCCCUCCAAGGAUCUGUCAACACCAAUCAAGCUCAUGAGUGCUACACCGACGUUGCAACCCUCUAGACGGUGUAUUACAAUGACUCCAGAUGAUGAUAGUGACUCUGUUAGACCAACAAAUGAUCUGGAAAGGCGUCCUUCUCGCACUAGGUGUCUGAAUUUCGAUACUCUGGAGGAAGAAGAUGGAACAGUCAGUGAUGAAUCUAACGAUGAAGCAAACGAUGAUGAAGCUAGUGAUGCUUCCUCCGAUGAAGAUAGUGAUGCUUCCUACGAUGAAAUUAGUCUUCUGCACUCAAUGAUAGAGGAACCAAAGACUGAAUCCAUAAAGCAAAACUUGCCUAAGCUUGUUAAUGUGAUUCAUAAAUUGUUCCACUCAACAAAGCGAACGGUCAUCACCAAGGAAGAGCUUCUUCACAAGAUGAUCGCAUGCCAAAUCGAUAUAGUGGAUAGAAGUAAGGACAGUUUGUUUAUAUUUAAAUGUGUUUUACAGUUUCACUUAUCUCUUCUUCCUUGUCAGGCUCAUGACAGUUCCUUUCUUUUUUUUGUCUUUCUCUCAGAGGAAGUGGAGGAACAGUUAAGGUUGAUGUUGCAGUUGGUUCCGGAUUGGAUCUCUGAAACAAAAGCAUCUUUUGGGGAUGUUCUUGUUAGCAUUAAUAAAAUGUCCACUCCAGAAACGGUACGGGCAAGACUUGAGGAAGCAACUUCACAGGACACUUCCACGGUCUCCUGAAGAUUAAAAUAUUAGUUUCAGUUAUCAUUAAUCUUUUACACAUGUUUUCCUUUCAUAAUCUGAUCCAACAAUCUAUAUGAAACUUAUUACAAUAUUAUUAAUUUCUUAUCAAACAUAAUAAUUAUCUAAUGAUUGUGGUGGCUGGUUAAGUUGUCUAAGUCACGUAGCUAAAAGUUGAUAUUAUAAGUUAACCUCAUAAGACUUUUUACAAUAACAAAUGAAGUAGCUUAGCUUCUGACAAAUGGGUGUUAGAUAGUGGUUGUUGAGUAACAAGUGUUUGAACCAGUGAUAUUAUCUUUCAUAAAGAUAGUUUUUGAAGACUUUGAAUAACUGUAUGAGAAUUAAAGUGGUUGAAUACCAAGAUUCCAUAAGUCCUGAACAUGUGUUGAAUAUGACAGUUAUUUUGUUUACAUCAAAGGUAAGAGGUUCUGCUUCUACAAUCUACAGACACAAUAUAUAUACAGAAGAGAAGUCUUUGAAAAUUUUACUCAUGUGAACCCUCCUUUAAGAGCUUUGCUUGCUCUCUGAAUAGCCCUUGCGACUCUCCAUAUCUCAUGCUUGAUUGUUCCCUCUGAUGAGUUUGUUGCAAUAGCAUCUGUUAUUCCUGGGAAAAAA
This is a messenger RNA of Brassica rapa (field mustard), 2187 nucleotides long. RefSeq names its product CDT1-like protein b. The record is from RefSeq and is a predicted model, not a curated record. Gene Ontology annotation, biological process: mitotic cell cycle; regulation of DNA-templated DNA replication initiation; DNA replication preinitiation complex assembly. Lineage: Eukaryota; Viridiplantae; Streptophyta; Magnoliopsida; Brassicales; Brassicaceae. Gene Ontology annotation, cellular component: nucleus. Gene Ontology annotation, molecular function: DNA polymerase binding; DNA binding.